AUGAAAAUUUUAUGUGUGGCAGAAAAACCGUCAAUUGCAAAAGAAGUUGCUAACAUUUUAGGUGGUGGAAAUGUAAGAGUAAGAUCUUCUAAAAAUAAAUAUAUCAAAAACUAUGAUUUCAGAUAUUCAUUUCCAUCUACUGGUUUCUGUGAUGUCACUAUGACCUCAGUCUUGGGUCAUAUCACAAACUUGGAUUUUCCUAGUUCAUAUUCGUGGGGUAAAUGCUCUCCAAGAACUUUAUUUACAGCUGAAAUAUUGACUAAAAUUACUCAAAAAGAAGUGUUUGAUAAUAUUUCAAGUGAAGCCAGAAAUUCGAGCAAGUUGAUGAUAUGGACGGAUUGUGAUAGAGAAGGGGAAUAUAUCGGAAAAGAAAUAUUUGACGCCGCUAGAAAAGGUAAUUCACAAAUAACAUUGAACAAUGUUUGGAGAAGUAAAUUCUCACACUUAGGAAGACAACAUAUUCUAAGUGCAGCUAAUGCACCUAUACAAUUGGACAUGAAAGCAGCUAAUGCUGUACAAUGUCGUAUGGAGGUGGAUUUAAGAGUAGGUUUAAGCUUUACGAGACUUUUAACUGAUAACUUGAAAAAUGCUAAAAUUAUAAAGGAUAAGGAAGUUGCAUCAUAUGGAACUUGUCAAUUUCCUACUUUGGGCUUUGUUGUUGAUAGAUACAAAAGAGUGAAGAAUUUUAAAUCUGAACCAUUUUGGUAUAUUGAGCCUAUGAUAAGGAAAGAAAGUAAAAAGACAUCUUUUAAUUGGGUUAGAGGAAAUAUAUUUGACAGAUUAUAUGUGAUGAUAUUGUAUGAAAAGUGUUUAAAAAAUGAGUUUGGAACUAUUACAAAGCUUGAAACUAAAUCAACUAGUAAUUAUAGACCAUUACCAUUGACAACUGUGGAAUUACAAAAAGAUUGUGCUAGAUAUUUUAAAAUGUCUGCAAAAUCUACUUUAGCAGCUGCUGAGGCAUUGUAUAAUAGAGGUUUUCUAUCUUAUCCAAGAACUGAAACUGAUAAAUAUCCGUCAUCAUUGAAUUUAAAAGACAUAUUUGAAAAGCAGAAACAAGAUUCCAGAUGGGGAUUAUGGUGUAACAAAUUAUUAACUGAGGGGCAUGAAACUCCUAGAAGUGGUUCCCAUGACGAUCAUGCGCAUCCGGCAAUACAUCCAGUAAAUUAUGUUUCCAUUGAUUCCUUAAACAAUCAAAACGAAAAGAAAGUCUAUGAAUAUGUGGUUCGACGAUUCCUAGCUUGCUGUUCAAAAGAUGCAGUGGGUUUACAAACGCUGGCAACCUUAAAAUGGGGUGAUGAAUUUUUCACAGCAAAAGGAUUAAUGGUUACGGAAAGAAAUUAUUUGGAUGUUUUUAUUUAUAAAAAAUGGGACAGCUCUAAACCUUUACCUAAACUUAGUGAAGGCGAAAAAGUGAAAAUCAGUAGUGGAUUAAUGAAAGAAGGAAAAACAAGUCCACCUCAAUUAAUGACUGAAACAGAGCUUAUUGCAUUGAUGGAUGCUAAUGGUAUUGGAACAGACGCAACAAUUGCUGAACAUAUUGAUAAAAUCAUUAGUCGGAAGUAUGUUGAAAAGGAAAAGCGAGGUAGGGUAGAUUACAUAGUUCCAUCGAAACUAGGAUUGGGAUUAAUUGAAGGAUUCGAUAAGAUGGAAUUCGAAGGUAUAUCACUAUCUAAACCAUUUUUAAGAAAAGCUUUAGAAAAUGCUUUACAAGAAAUAUGUGAUGGUGUUAAACGAAAAGAGGAAGUUGUUGAAGAGAUGAAUAAAAUUUAUAAUGACGCUUAUGAUGUUUGUAAAAGGAAAGAAAGCAUUUUGACUAAUCUGUGUAGAAUAGCUAAUACGGUUAAUUAA
This is a messenger RNA of Lodderomyces pseudojiufengensis, 1848 nucleotides long. Its product is annotated as DNA topoisomerase 3. Gene Ontology annotation, molecular function: DNA binding; DNA topoisomerase type I (single strand cut, ATP-independent) activity. The record is from RefSeq and is a predicted model, not a curated record. Gene Ontology annotation, cellular component: nucleus. Lineage: Eukaryota; Fungi; Ascomycota; Pichiomycetes; Serinales; Debaryomycetaceae. The coding region runs from base 1 to 1848 and encodes 615 amino acids. The transcript has a single exon. Gene Ontology annotation, biological process: DNA topological change.